Messenger RNA from Xyrichtys novacula (pearly razorfish), 927 nucleotides. The record is from the annotation of a GenBank genome assembly. NCBI's taxonomy places the organism in Eukaryota, Metazoa, Chordata, Actinopteri, Labriformes, Labridae.
AUGGAUGAUCAUCUGAAUGUGACGUACAUCACUUUAAACGGGUAUGUGGAUGUUCAGAGGUUCAGGUAUCUUUACUUCUUCAUGAUGAUGGCGGUUUAUUUUCUCAUGAUCUCUUUUAAUCUGACUGUGGUUUAUCUGAUCUGUUCACACAAACGUCUUCAUGAACCCAUGUACGUUUUCAUCGCAGCUCUCCUCCUGAACUCGGUCGUCCUCAGCACUUCUGUCUAUCCGAAGUUUCUCAUCGACUUUUUAUCAGACAAACAAAAGAUCUACUAUCCAGCCUGUCUGUUUCAGUUUUUCAUUUUUUACUCGGUGGGCGGCUCAGAGUUCCUCCUCCUGUCAGCCAUGGCCUUUGACAGGUACGUGUCCAUCUGCAGACCUCUGCAGUAUCCGACCAUCAUGAGGAAACACACCGUCUGUCUGCUGCUCUUCUUCGCUUGGCUUCUUCCUGCUUUUCACAUCGCCAUCCCAACGAUACUGAGCGCUGAAGCCAAACUCUGCAGGUUCUCCCUGGAGGCCAUCUUCUGUAAUAACAGCAUCUACAGACUCCAGUGCGUGAGCUCUCAGGUAAUCUCAGUUUAUGGCGUGGUUUCUCUGGUCGACCUCGCUCUCCUCCCUUUCCUCUUCAUCGUUUUCACCUACACUAAAAUCCUGGUGGUGGUUUCUCGGAGCUGCAGGGCGGUCAGGAAGAAAGCAGCAGAGACCUGUCUGCCCCACCUGCUGGUGUUGAUCAGUUACUCCUGUCUGUGUGCGUACGACAUCAGUAUCGCCCGGGUGGAGUCCAACUUCCCCAGAACUGCCCGCUUCGUCAUGAUGUUACAGACUGUUUUUUACAACCCUCUGUUCAACCCGCUGAUCUACGGGCUGAAGAUGAAGGAGAUCUCCAAACGUCUGAGGGAGCUGUUCUCUCCUGUGUGUAGAUACUGA